Molecule: messenger RNA, 855 nt
Organism: Priceomyces carsonii
Lineage: Eukaryota; Fungi; Ascomycota; Pichiomycetes; Serinales; Debaryomycetaceae
Gene: MRP20
Product: mitochondrial 54S ribosomal protein uL23m
Exons: 1
Coding region: 1-855 (284 amino acids)
Biological process (GO): mitochondrial translation
Cellular component (GO): ribosome; mitochondrial large ribosomal subunit
Molecular function (GO): structural constituent of ribosome
Source: RefSeq, a predicted model, not a curated record
AUGAGUUUUGUCAGAAGGCUAUGGAAUGUUGGUAGAAGAUCAAUACAUUACAAGGAGAACCCUAAGAAUUAUCCUGAUAUCCAUAUAAAUGAUGUUAUACUUGACAAACCAAGAUACGGAUUCAGAAGACAAAGACCGCUGUUACUUUCAGAGUCAGUGCGUGACACUUUGUUCGUCACAGAAAGAAUUAAAGAAAUUUAUGAAAAAGAGGGUAAGCCUGUUCCGAUUAAGUACAGAUCAGACAGUGAUGCAAUUGCAAGAAGAAAUUAUGAGAAGUACCAAGAAGAAGUAGCGACAGGUCAACCACAUUUCAAGUUAGGAGAAAAGAGAAUAUUUUUACCUAAAGCCCGCAUAUGUUUGCUUCGUCCUAAUGCUAAACACACGCCUUAUCAAGCUAAAUUUUUAGUUCCAAGAAAUUUUAAUAAAAUGGAUUUGAGAGAUUAUUUGUGGCAUGUGUAUGGUUUGAGAGCAUUGAACGUUACCGUUCAAUUGUUGCACGCAAGAUUUACUAGGGGACCCGAUGACCAUGCUCGUUACAGGGGUCCUCAGUACAAGAAAAUGACAAUUGACAUGGAGGAGCCUUUUUUUUGGCCAGAGGUUCCUGACAGUAUCGUCAAGCAAGCAGAAGAUCAGCAAGAAAAUCAAAUCAAAGCACUCAGUAGUAGGAAUUCCUAUGGCUCUGAUAAACAAAAACCGAGUGAUGCAUUUGAUGGAUUAUAUAAGAAGCCAACUUUACCUGACUCGUUCAUUCCAUCCCGUGCUAGAGAGGAAGGUGAAAUGAGAAUCAGAAAAUUGAAACAAAGAAAUGAGUCUAAAUCAGAAAGAGAAAUGGUGUCUGAGUUCUUAGGACUUUAA